Messenger RNA from Exophiala oligosperma, 525 nucleotides. RefSeq names its product D-tyrosyl-tRNA(Tyr) deacylase. Lineage: Eukaryota; Fungi; Ascomycota; Eurotiomycetes; Chaetothyriales; Herpotrichiellaceae. Gene Ontology annotation, cellular component: cytoplasm. The transcript has a single exon. Gene Ontology annotation, molecular function: D-tyrosyl-tRNA(Tyr) deacylase activity. Gene Ontology annotation, biological process: tRNA metabolic process. The coding region runs from base 1 to 525 and encodes 174 amino acids. The record is from RefSeq and is a predicted model, not a curated record.
AUGAAGGCAGUACUGCAACGUGUACUUUCAAGCUCCGUCACCGUCAAUGAUCAGGUUGUCUCAGCCAUCGGCAAGGGCGUCCUGGUCCUGGCUGCCAUUGGGCCCCAUGACUCCAAGAAAGAUGUAGAGUCGAUGGCUGCCAAAGUCCUCAAAAUGAAGCUGUGGCCGGAUGAAAGCGGCGCCAGCUGGAAGAACAGUGUUCAGGACAUCGAAGGGGAGAUCCUCUGUGUGUCUCAGUUCACCCUGUUCGCUUCGACCAAGAAAGGCAACAAACCGGACUUCCAUGGUGCGGCCAAGGGAGAGAUGGCGAAGGAACUGUACGACUAUUUUGUCUCCCGAGUUCGAGACCAGUACCGAGCCGAAAGAGUCAAGGAUGGUGUUUUCCAAGCCAUGAUGCAAGUCAGUCUCGUCAAUGACGGUCCAGUCACGCUUGAAAUCGAUACAAAUCCAGUAAAGAAGGAGUCCGCAGCGAGCACCAAAGAACCGACGCCGAUAUCAACGCCUGCCUCAGAACCCGCCAAUUGA